AUGUCGCCCAAACGUCCUUCGUCUUUCUACGGCUCAGUACAAGGCUGUUCGCUUAGAUCAUACAGAUCUCUGAACUCUAUCAAUAAAAUCAACAAUGUAGAGUCUUGUCAAUUAGAGGAAGUUCAAUUACCCAUCAAGUCACAAUUUGGAUCAGAGUUCCGGCGAUUCUCGAUAAAAGUAGGCGCUGGCAAGCCUAUUCCGUCGUACGACGAAUUUGUAGCUACUAUACAGGAUCUUCAUCGACUAAACAGAGAUCAGAAAUCUACAACACACAUUACUUACGUAGCAAAUGAUGGGAGCACUUUACCGAUCUCUAAUGAUGAGAAUCUCAAGAAAGCAUUGGAAACUCGAGGCCGAGUGCUUCGGCUCGUAGUUCAACAUAAAGGCGAGACACUUGAAGAACAAUUUGGCUACGGUGUUAAACAAGAGGCGCUGAAUCGGAAAAAACGAAAAUUGUCCAUAUCUGCACCUCAGGAUUUCAGACGGGUCUCAUCCAUUCUGGACGCAGAUGUUCUACCUCAUGAACUUCGACGUGUACGAUUAUGUAAAUACUACAACAACAAGCCACUAGGUUUCUUCAUCAGAGAUGGAUUCUCCGAACGCCUCACUCCAUGGGGUUUCGCCCCUCAUCCAGGGAUAUUUAUAUCUCGACUUCUGCCUAAUGGUCUCGCAGCAUCUACGAAUCUCCUCAAUGUUAAUGACGAAAUCAUGGAAGUUAACGGCAUCGAUGUUUCCGGUAAAACCCUCGACCAAGUCACCGACAUCAUGAUCGCCAACUCGGCUAACCUGAUUCUGACGGUGAAACCUGCCGCAACAGCUCCAUAUCGUGCCAUGCCCUACUAUAUGCCACCUCCCUGCAACAUGAAUCCGUAUCCACCUGGAUACUACAGUCCCUACGCAUAUCGAGACCAUUUUGUUCCACCUGGUUACUGUAGUCCACAAAUGACGCAGUCUAUGUGUGUGCAGAGCAAUUUGUAUCAUUAUGCGCCAGAAAAUCAACCGGAAAUACCUCGUUUGCCCAUUUCGCAACCUUUCAAUGCUUCAUCGUUUUCUCGAGAAAGCACUUGGAGGAUUAGUGACAAGUUGGCAAAGAUGUCGCUACGUUCUCGUGACUCCAUCGACAAAAAGAAACGCCCCUUCAGUGUACAUUGUUCUACACAAAAUUCAGUACUGCUAUCGCCAUAUACUGCUUAUGGGUAUUGA
Messenger RNA from Cylicocyclus nassatus, 1203 nucleotides. The record is from the annotation of a GenBank genome assembly. NCBI's taxonomy places the organism in Eukaryota, Metazoa, Nematoda, Chromadorea, Rhabditida, Strongylidae.